AUGUUGUUGCAAUUGUUGAAGGAAGAAAUAUUACCAGAAAAUUCUGAUCUUCCAGAUUCAUAUUCUGAUGCUAAAAAGUUUAUUAGAGAUAUUGGCCUUUCUUAUGAAAAGAUUGAUGCAUGUAAAAAUAAUUGUAUGUUAUUUUGGAAAGACCAUAAGAACUUGGAUUUUUGUGAAGUGUGUGGAAUAUCUAGAUGGAAGGAGGAUAGGCAUAGUGGGGGAACUCAAUUCAAAGCUAAUGGAAAGAAGAUUCCAAAGAAGAUAUUACGUUAUUUCCCACUAAAACCAAGGUUGCAAAGGUUAUUUAUGUGUUCAAAAACUGCCCCUUACAUGAGAUGGCACAAUGAUGCAAGGGUUGAUGAUGAAAUUCUAAGGCAUCCAGCUGAUUCUAUGACAUGGAAAUCAUUUGAUGAAAGAUAUAAAGAUUUCUCCUCAGAGGCUCGCAAUGUGAGACUUGGUCUCGCAAGUGAUGGGUUUCAACCAUUUGCAAAUGCAAAAACAACAUAUAGCAUUUGGCCUGUGAUCCUUAUUCCUUAUAAUUUACCACCAUCAAUGUGUAUGAACUUGUCUAACUUCAUGUUAUCCAUGUUAAUUCCUGGUCCAGAGAGUAGUGGAGAUGCAAUUGAUAUCUAUUUGCAACCGUUGAUCGAUGAAUUGAUUGAGUUGUGGCACACUAGAGUAGAAACUUUUGAUACAUCAACUUCUCAAAAUUUUACUUUACGUGCUGCUUUGUUGUGGACAAUUAAUGACUUCCCGGCAUAUGCAAAUUUAUCUGGAUGGAGUACAAAAGGAAAGUUAGCAUGUCCUUGUUGUAAUAAGGAUACUUGCUCAAUGAGAUUGACAAAUGGUGGUAAAGAGUGUUAUAUGGGGCAUCGACGUUAUCUCCCAUUAAACCACAAAUGGCGCAAGGAUAAGCAUUCCUUUGAUGGUACAGUUGAAAUGAGAUUGCCGCCUAAAUCAUUUUCUGGAAAAGAUAUUUUAUGUCAAGUUCAGGAUUUGGAAGGCAUAAUCUUAGGUAAGGAUACUACUAGAAAGACAAAAAUAUCUCAUGAUAAACGGGGUGAUAAUUGGAAUAAGAAGAGUAUAUUCUUUGAGCUACCAUAUUGGGAAACAUUGUUAUUAAGGCAUAAUUUGGAUGUGAUGCAUAUUGAGAAAAAUAUAUGUAACAGUGUUCUUGGAACAAUUAUGGAUAUUAAAGGCAAGACUAAAGAUAAUCACAAAACACGUCUUGAUUUACAACUCUUGAAUAUAAGGCCUGAAUUACAUCCUGUUGCAAUAGGAGAUGAUCUUGAGUUUCCCACUGCACCUUACGCAUUGUCCUCUAGUGAGAAACAUCAGCUUUGUUUAUUUCUUAAACAAUUAAAAAUGUCUGAUGGCUUUUGUUCAAACAUUGCGGAUUGUAUAAAUGUUAGGGAGAACAAAGUUUCAGGUUUAAAGAGUCAUGAUUGUCACAUCUUACUAGAAUAUCUUAUUCCUCUUGCAACACGUGGAUUACUUUCAGAAUCAGUGUAUGAAGCUCUUGUUGAGCUAUCAAUGUUCUUUUCUAGUUUGUAUUCCAAAUCACUAAAGAUGGAAGACUUGAAACAACUUGAAAGACAAAUUCCUAUCACACUUUGUAAGUUGGAAAAGAUUUUUCCACCCUCAUUUUUUGACAUCAUGAUACAUUUGCCGAUUCAUUUAGCAAUGGAAGCUAUGCUUGGGGGACCUGUUCAAUAUCGAUGGAUGUAUCCAAUAGAACAAAAGUUGAGUACUUUCAAAUCAUAUAUUCGAAAUAAAACUCAUCCAGAGGCAUCAAUUGCUGAGGGUUAUAUAGCAAAUGAGUGUAUCAGUUUAUGCUUAAGAUAUUUCGACACAUCUGAUUUUGGAUGUAUGGAAAGUAAUGAUGGUUUAUCCAUAUUUUCAUCCAUUGAAGAGUUAUCAACAGGAAUAGCAUGCAAUUUGGAUCGUGUUGACCAAGAGCGAGCUCACAUCUACAUAUUAAAGAAUUGUGAAGAAGUUCAAUCAUUUUACAAUGACUACUUGCAAAUCCGUGCUUCUAGUCAUUUGGUUUUGUCCGAUGAGGAAUGGGAUAAACAAUUUAUUAACUGGCUCAGAGUUAGAGUCGAGAGGUUACAUAAAAAUGACAAAACCAAAAAAAUGAAAGAUCUGCUUUCUUUGGCACGUGGGCCUACACAGUAUGGGAAGUCAUUUGUAUGUUGUAAAGUAAAUGAAUAUAAAUUCCAUACUGAAGAGCACAGCAAGGGCCUAAGGACACAAAAUAGUGGUAUUCUCGUUGUUGGGAACUAUGGUGCAGAAAAUAUUGACUAUUAUGGAGUGUUAUCACAUAUUAUUGAAUUACAAUUUCUUGGUGAAAGGCGAAUUGUGGUUUUCAAGUGCAAAUGGAUCAUGGACUCUCAAAAUUCAUCUUUGGGUACUAAGAGGAAGCUAUUUAUAGCACCAGGUUCUUUAGCUCGAGGUCGUGGAAAAAACACAAGGCAUUUAGGAUUGUCUGGACAAAAUCAUGUUUCUAGAUCAAUUGAACAUGAGCCUUCUUUGGUGAACACAUAUAACAAUGAUAUGCAAUGUGUGUCUGAACAAGUUGACCAUGUGGAAGACUCUCAAGCUCAAAUGGAAUCUAGCCAAGACAAAUCAUCUACUCAACAAAAUUUGAACAAGCGAGCCUUUACAAGACAUUUGGGUAUAAUUGUAAGAGAUGGAAAUAUAUGCCCAGUUCGAGUUCUUGCGUGGAAUAAAAUUGGUGAAGAUGCUAAAAAUCACAUGUGGGCUGCUGUUACGGUUCCUAUUAUAUAG
Zingiber officinale is the source of this 2790-nucleotide messenger RNA. RefSeq lists its product as uncharacterized. Lineage: Eukaryota; Viridiplantae; Streptophyta; Magnoliopsida; Zingiberales; Zingiberaceae. The transcript has 7 exons. Bases 1 to 2790 code for a protein of 929 amino acids. The record is from RefSeq and is a predicted model, not a curated record.